AUGAGUGAGAAUCGCAGCACUUCUCCCCCCAAGGGCCGCGUUGGCUCCCAAAGCGUGUUUGGAACAAAGGCUUCCCUGGUAGCCAACACAGUUCGUGCUCGGAUUGGGGGCAGGUUUGCUGCUCUCCACAUCCCGCAAAGCGAGGCAGAAAAGCUUGAGCGGGUGGCCAAGGAUGCAACAGAGCAAAGAAAGCUGAGGGCUUUGCCAGAGGCAGGCUUGUCGCUGGAGUACGCUUAUGGCUUUAAUGGCCGAAGAUGCCAAAACCUGUACGACCUCGGCCAGCUGUCUUAUUGCUAUAGCGUGGCUGCCUUGGGGGUGGUAUGGGACGACGAAAAAAAAGAGCAGCGGAUUUUUCAGGGGCAUACAGCCGAGAUCACAGCAAUGGCAUGCUGCAGUCGGUCACGGCGGAUCGCGACGGGACAGAAGAUGGCACCGGGGGAAACGUCCGCGAGCAUCUUACUGUGGUCUGCAGAGGAACUUCCAGUUCCGAGCAUGAGGCAACAAAUCUUAGGGCACAAUCAGGCCAUCUACUCUAUCGCCUUCUCGGCAGAUGGGCGAUGGCUGCUGUCUGUGGCAGCUGAAGAACGUGGCCAAAAGCCCUCGAAGAACGAGCUGAAGGCCAAUACCUCGCCCCUUUGCGCUUGGCGCAUUGACGACAUGCCGGCCAAAGGCCCGGCUCGUCAGAUCCGCGCGCCGCAAACCCGUUUGCCCAUCAGGGAGAAAGUCCGCUUGGUGUCGCACCCGGCAGACAGCACACGCGUCAUGGCCUACGGUGGUCGGAAUGUCUACUUCAUCACCUGCAGCUGGGCCGCCAAAGAUGCUGCUCAGGGCGCCAAGAUUCUCACGCCGACACCUCCACCUCCGCACGAUACUGCUGGUGGCCCCUUUUACGGCUUCAAGACAGGCUGCUUCAUCUCGGGGUCAUCCGAUCUGGCUGUCGUUGGAACGGAUGGAGGAGUCUUUGUGAUUGAAGCCUUCUCUGCUGAUGGGCCCGUUUGCUUGCGCGGGCUUGCAAUUACCACCUUCGAGGUUCGCUUCUUGGUGCCACUGUCGUCAGGGGAUGUGGUCUGUGGUGGCUCUGGCGAGUCCAUUCUGCUGUUGCGUUCUGAUCUCUCAUCCACGCAGAUGAAGGUGGCCGGGCUGGCUCGGAAUAUUUUGGAUUUCGCCACAGCCACCCAGAUUGAGUCAACGGCAGGCCCACAGAUCUUAGCUGGAACUGUCAACGGUGCUCUUUGCCGAAUACGGAUGAAUGUGGGCGCUGGCUACGGCUCCGCAGAAUUGUUGCAGCAGUCGCCUUCUGGUAGGGCUGAGGUUAAGGCACUCUGCGUCAACCCGCGAAAUCCGAACCAAGUGGCCGUUGCAGACUCCAACGGCCUCAUUAUGUUCUUUGACUUAGACGUGCAAAGACUCAUGGAUGUUGCCAAUCAAUUUCGAGCAGCGGUGACAGCUAUGACAUGGGAUCCGAGUGGCUUGCUGCUGGCUGUAGGGCUUGAGAGUGGCCACUUGCGAUGCCUGAUCAUCGGAGAUCUUGAGGCCGGGAGGAUGUCGGAGCUUGACAUGGGCAGCCUCGGACUUCAGGAAACUGCGGCCGUCACUGCUCUCUGCUUCUCGCCCGGUCCUGGCGCUCUGCUAGCUGUCGGCUAUAGGGACGGGCGUGUUCAACUUUUACAAGUGCGUCGACCGCUGGUUGGAGGCACAAAUGGCUCCACCUUCCAGCUGGCUCCUCUCAAGGUACUGCAGGGCAACGCGAGUGCCGUCUUGUCUCUGCAGUUCGCGAAGGACGGCUCUGCUUUGGCCAGCAAUGCUCGAGACAGCGCCAUUCUGUGUUGGGAUGUGGAAACCGGCAAGUCAGUGCUGUCGAACUUCCCUGCAGACGUUUGGUUCGGGAAUGGGCACAGAUUCAGGUUGGCCAUGUCUUGGGCUAUGUGGGGUGCCUGGAACAAAGACAGCUACAGGUCCAGCACGGCAAUCAUCGCCGAGUCGCAGGGGGUGGCCAAGCUAAUGGCAGUUGGGGAUGAGGACGGCCUCGUCAAGCUGCAAAGGUUUCCGCUCUUUAUCCCCGAUGCUUUGGCCAAGGAGCACUUCGGCCAUUGCUCUCGGAUUGCUGGUCUUGCUUGGGCUGGUCCGGAUCGUCUCGUCACUGCCGGUGCGGGGUCGUGUGCACUCUUGCAGUGGCGCCUGGACACCAGCCGGCGCAAGCAGGAGGAGGUGGCGAGCAAGGAGACGUCUGGAGCUGUUGGAACGGCAUCGGUGAGGUCGGCGAAGAGCGCAGGUGCUGGCCGACGACUCGCCACAGCCUCCGGAGCAUCACAGUCUUCGACGGCGAGAAGCAAGUCGCAGUCCUCAACAGGAGGCCCAGCUCGGUCACGGCCAUCAGGCAACCUGCGAAGUUCCAGCCCAACGAGUCGUUCAAGUCGACAGCAGCGAGCGAGCGACUCGAUCGCCAGUGUGGCAUCCACACGGCCCAACAGCCGAAGCCGUGCCAGUUCUCGGCUGCGAGGUACCACCGCGACAGAGUCGAGGCAGUUUGCAUUCAAGGCCCGAACAGAGGAACGCUUCAAAGAUGCUUCGGUGCAGACGGACCCACCGAGCAUGGUGACCCAACGAAACAUCGUGACGUUGGCUCCCCCCGUCAACUAUGCGAACUAUCCUCCGGGCCGCUUCAUUGCUAUCAACCAGGAAGCCUUCGGUUCGUGGCAGGCACAAUCCCGCCCCACAUCGCCGAUCCGGUACGCAUCGCCACCAAGGCUGAUGUCAAUGCCUCCGGGGUUCGGCCAGCCGCUUCCUUACAUGUCUCCGCCAGAUGCCAAGCGGUCACCAUCCCUGGCGAUGGUGGCCGUUUCCCCUCCAAGUCUCCAAGAAGGAAGCUGUGGGACGGAUCUUGCUCAAGGCCUACCAGGAGUUGCAAGUCCAGCAGUGCCAACGGUGUUCCGAUAUGUUUCGGCAGCUUCGGCGUUGGCUCCAUCGAGUCCGUCUGCUGCCAGUCCUUUAAGGGCCCAGACGCCACCGCCCAUGCGCAUCUCCCCAAGGAUCUACCAGCCCGCGCCGGCGGCUACUCCCACAGAGCCUGUUGCGACGCUUACAAUGCCACCAUCUCGAAUGGGACUGAAGCUGCCAACGCCAGCGUCGACAAUCUCGGCCUGCAACAGCGGCGAUGUGUCGCACCUUUGCUGCAGCGCUCCGUAG
Messenger RNA from Symbiodinium sp. CCMP2456, 3186 nucleotides. The record is from the annotation of a GenBank genome assembly. NCBI's taxonomy places the organism in Eukaryota, Dinophyceae, Suessiales, Symbiodiniaceae.